Messenger RNA from Patiria miniata (bat star), 1116 nucleotides. Its product is annotated as RYamide receptor-like. Gene Ontology annotation, molecular function: G protein-coupled receptor activity. Gene Ontology annotation, cellular component: membrane. The coding region runs from base 7 to 1116 and encodes 369 amino acids. Lineage: Eukaryota; Metazoa; Echinodermata; Asteroidea; Valvatida; Asterinidae. The record is from RefSeq and is a predicted model, not a curated record. Gene Ontology annotation, biological process: G protein-coupled receptor signaling pathway. The transcript has 2 exons.
AUAGACAUGGAAAAGAUACUAGUUUUACGGAUCUAUAAGACUAUCGUGGGCAUUAUUGGCAUCUUAGGCAACGGUCUCGUCUGUCUCGUCAUCGGUAAAGUCUCAUCGAUGCAGACUCGCACCAACGCCUUCAUCUUUCACCAAGCCGUGGUGGAUGUCUUGGGCUCGACUAUGAUUCUCCUACAGAGUGAAGUUCCGCUGCCCGAACCCCUACCCAACAGCGCCCAGGGGUACUUCAUCUGCGUCUUCUGGAACAGUAACUUUGUACUUUUUCUCCUGUUUGUAAUUUCAACUUUUAAUCUGAUGUCAUUGACCAUGAAGAGGUACUUUGCCAUCGUUUAUCCUUUCAAGUACCAAGCGGCGUUCACUGCGCACCCACGGCUGAAAGUCGGCUUGAUCAUUGCCGGCUGUUGGGUCCUCGGAGUCGCAAUCAAGGCCUACGUUGCAGCGAUCUUUGAGUUCUCCAACGGCGAGUGUGUGGCGAGGGAUAUCCCAAUCUCCCAGGUCAUGGGGAUCCUGACGGCCGUCCUGCAGUACGUGGUACCGGUGGCAGUGAUGUUGUUCGCGCACAUCCGUAUCAGCAUGGAGCUCAAGAGAGGAGCGGCCCGGGUGGGACCGGCACCAGCACCGGCACCGGUGGCUGCGGCACCCGCUGCCGGUACAUCCAACUCACACACCGCCCAGCCAGCACCGAAUAUGAUGGAAUCCCUCAUGCAGGCUAGACGCAACACCUUCAAGACCCUACUGAUCGUCUUCAUCACGUUCUUGGUCUGCUGGACACCAAACCAGUUUCUGUUCUUCAUGUUCAAUGUCGGUUGGACGGUGCACGAUAAGUGGUACUACCUUCUGUCUGUGGCGAUGGUGGCCACCAACUGCUGCGUCAACCCGGUCAUCUACGCCUUCAAGUACCGCCAGUUUCGCAACGGAUUUUGGGAGAUGGUCGGACGCGGAAAACGCAACCCAUUUACAUCCAAUGCAAAUUUGCAGUCAACAAAUCUUUCUAUUGAAAGUUUAAAAGAUUCGCAUUUUCUUCAGUUUAAAGGCAUCGUUUGCUUUUCGUUCAUUUUGUUCGUUGUGAAUUAUAACACCACUCAAAUUCAAAAAAAGAAUGUCUAG